GCCGUCACGUGUACUCAAUAUCAAAGCAAUGGUCAGGACGGCGGACAUAAUGAUAUUCAGGAGGAUAAGCAUCACUACCAGCCCUACGGAUUCGGCUAUGAUAUUGAAGACGGCUAUGGAAACAAACAGUGGAGACACGAGAAGAGUCAACAGCCCUCUAAUGUGAUCGGAAGUUAUGGUUUCAAAGACAAGGACGGAAUCAUGAGAGAAGUGGAAUACGUGGCCGACAAGAAUGGCUUCAGAGCGAGAAUCAAGACCAACGAACCGGGAACUGCUCCCAAAGAUCCGGGAGAUGUCAAGUUUGAAGCCUCCCCUGUGGUUGUCUCGAGUCAUAUCAAACAUACAGCUAAUGGCGAACAGACGGGUCCUCAGGAAGAGGUGUACAAAUACGGCGGUCACGACAACAAUAAUAAUAAUAACCAACGAAUUCAACACAGAAUGGGAAGAGUGGGCAGAAUGAGAGCCGCGGCCUCCAGACAACGCUUUGUGUAUCUGCCGUAUUAUGAUUAA
This is a messenger RNA of Medioppia subpectinata, 510 nucleotides long. Lineage: Eukaryota; Metazoa; Arthropoda; Arachnida; Sarcoptiformes; Oppiidae. The record is from the annotation of a GenBank genome assembly.